AUUAAAUAUUUUAAAGUUUCUCAUCUUGUAAAUCUAAAUUAAAAUUCCUGUCUGUCAUUUUACCGGUAUUCAAUUACAAUAUUUAUUCAAGUUUAUUUCGAGUAUAUAAACUUAAAAGAUGGCUGCAACAUGGUUGCCACUUGAAUCAAAUCCUGAUGUAAUGAAUAAAUAUCUCCAAAAUUUGGGGGUAUCUGAAAAAUGGAAUAUCGUUGAUGUUUUUGGUUUAGAAGAAGAGGCUUUGCAAUGGAUUCCACGACCAACAUUGGGCUUAAUCCUUUUAUAUCCAGUUAACGAACAAUCUGAACAACGUCAUGCUGAAGAGAAAACCGACGAACAAAAGAUAUCUCCAAAAGUACUCUACUUAAAACAGUACGUUCACAAUGCAUGUGGAACAAUUGCCUUGAUACAUAGUAUUGCCAAUAAUAGAGAUAAAAUAGAAAUUGGCGAUGGACCAUUAAAAAAAUUUUUGGACGAAGCUGACGGCUUAGAUGCAUCUAAACGUGGUGAAUUAUUACAGAAUGCAGAAGGGAUCAUUCAAUCACAUGCUGAAAUUGCAUUAGAAGGGCAAACUGCUGCCCCAGAACCAUCAACGCCUAUUAACUUUCAUUUUGUUGCAUUUGUACAUGUAGAUGGAGAUCUAUAUGAAUUAGAUGGACGUAGAAGUGGUCCUGUUAAUCACGGGCCCACAACACCAGAAAAAUUUGUUGAAGAUGCGGCCAAAGUGUGUAAACAGUAUAUCGAACGAGAUCCAAAUGAUGUACACUUUACUGUUGUUGCCUUAGCUGCCAAGGAUUAAACUCUGAUACUUGAAAAUUCUUAAAAAUUCUAUGAUUCGCCUUUUUCAAAUCAAUUAGGCUUUCUUUAAUUCAUGUAGCUUUAAAAUACAUUUGAAAUUAAUGUAAUUGUUGUAUUUUUAAGCUUCUUAAUUUUUUUUCAAGUUUAAUUUGUACAAGCAAAAUUUAUUUAAUUUAUACUUUUGAAUUAAUUUUAAAAUUGGCGAUGUUUGCACAACGAAUUUGAGUGCUUAUAAUUUAAUGCACGUAACAAUUAGACGCUUUUUAAACUUGUCGUUUAAAAUGUGCUUUCACGGAUUGCAUUGAAUAAUACCUCCAAUAAAUUAAUAUAGGAUAUGCAUAACCAAAACAAAAUUUUUUUU
Chrysoperla carnea is the source of this 1156-nucleotide messenger RNA. RefSeq names its product ubiquitin carboxyl-terminal hydrolase (gene Uch). Gene Ontology annotation, molecular function: cysteine-type deubiquitinase activity. Lineage: Eukaryota; Metazoa; Arthropoda; Insecta; Neuroptera; Chrysopidae. The transcript has 2 exons. Gene Ontology annotation, biological process: protein deubiquitination; ubiquitin-dependent protein catabolic process. Bases 119 to 796 code for a protein of 225 amino acids. The record is from RefSeq and is a predicted model, not a curated record. Gene Ontology annotation, cellular component: cytoplasm.